Messenger RNA from Xyrauchen texanus (razorback sucker), 2044 nucleotides. It is a transcript of the gene scamp2, whose product is annotated as secretory carrier membrane protein 2. Gene Ontology annotation, biological process: protein transport. The record is from RefSeq and is a predicted model, not a curated record. Gene Ontology annotation, cellular component: recycling endosome membrane; trans-Golgi network membrane. Lineage: Eukaryota; Metazoa; Chordata; Actinopteri; Cypriniformes; Catostomidae. The coding region runs from base 92 to 1072 and encodes 326 amino acids. The transcript is spliced from 9 exons.
GUACUGCGGAAGUGUCGCGAGGAAACAGAUUGCAGCUCUGGAACCGCUCCCGUGCAGUUCGGAUUGUAAAGGCGGAUAAAACCCCUUUAAAAUGUCGGGAUUCGACAGAAACCCGUUCGAAACCACAUUCGACGUAAAUCCCUUUCAGGAUCCGUCUGUGACUGAUGUGACUAAUUCUGGAAUUGAUCACAUUGAACAUUUCAAUCCGUUCCGUGAUGGGACCUCUGGAACCACCAUCCCAGCUUCAACCACUCCAUCUCAACCUGCUGUAUUGCAGCCGUCAGUCGAGCCCACUCCACAGGCUACAGCUGCAGCUGCGCAAGCAAAUCUGAUCAGACAGCAGGAGGAGCUGGAGAGGAAAGCAGCUGAACUAGAUCGACGAGAACAAGAUCUACAAAACAGAGGAGCACCUACAGGCAAACAGAACAACUGGCCUCCUCUACCCAAACGUUUUCCCAUCAAGCCGUGCUUCUACCAGGACUUCUCUGAGGAGAUCCCACAAGAGCAUCAGAGAAUCUGCAAAAUGAUCUACUACCUCUGGAUGUGGCAUUGUGUGACGCUGUUCCUGAAUGUUCUGGCGUGUGUGGCUGAUUUCACCAUUAAAACAGAUGCGGGGGUGGACUUCGGCCUCUCCAUCCUCUGGUUCGUUCUGUUCACCCCCUGCUCGUUCCUCUGUUGGUACAGACCCGUGUAUAAAGCCUUCAGGUCUGACAGUUCCUUCAAUUUCUUUUUCUUUUUCUUCAUUUUCUUCGCUCAAAUCGCCGUGUCAAUCAUUCAGUGCGUGGGCAUCCCUCGAUGGGGCAACAGCGGCUGGAUUGCUGCAAUGGAGGCAAUUGGUUCAAAUAAAGCGGUUGGCGCUAUUAUGAUGGUGGUGGCCGCAUUCUUCACCGUGUGUGCUGUGAUGUCUGUCGUCUUGCUCAAAAUGGUUCAUUCUCACUAUCGUCACACCGGCGCCAGUUUCCAAAAGGCACAGCAGGAGUUCUCCCAGGGCGUCCUGACCAACCGCACCGUACAGAGUGCUGCAGCCAAUGCGGCCGCCAGCGCCGCCCAGAGCUCUUUCCAGACGAACUAGACCCACAAAACACCCCCAGAAUCCCGCAGAGCCUCCUUUCCAUUGGCCCGGUGGUCCGCACGGAACCCAAAGCCCAGCUACGAUCCCAAACGUUGCCCUUGUUCACCCGCUUUGGUUUCUCGGUCUUAAUGUGGCCUUUGGACUGCAGAGGCGCUAGUUUCCAAAUGUUUGUGGUUUGACGUUUAAAUGUGUUUGUAUAUUUUUGUAUGUAUGCAUUAAUGGUUUCCUGUAUCCUUUAUUUGAGUUUGGUCAUGCUGUAUAUAAAGUCCUAUAAUGAUUCCUGAUUGUCCAUGAGGCACAGGAGCGAUCGACUUUCUAUAAAAUGACCAUGAAUGAUAUUGAACCAUUCGUAACUCCCUUGACAAUGAAGUUUAAAUGCAUGAUUUGAUGUAAAGGUUUAGAUGAUGAAUGCAAUUCUGCUGUAAUAUAAUUACUAAAGGUUUGGAGUUGUACAUAAUCAACAGAAUGUGCCUAAUGGAUGCAUCGGCAUUCCCCUCAUUUGUAAUUUCACAGAGAUUUCCUAAAAACCAUUCAGCGUUCCUUACUAGUGCCAAAAACUAGGAACUCCUAGAGUUCCUUGGCAUGAAUGUGAGCAUAAUUUAAAUAAUUACCUCUGAAUCUUGAUGUCUUAAUCGUAGGACUGAAGGGAGAUGUGAUGUAUUUCUUUAUAUUGGGUUUGUAUGGAGACUUGUUCUUCUGCAUAUAUGGGAUAAGGCUUUUUAGGCGACUUUAAACAGACAAAUCGAAAUAGUGUCACUUGUACCGCAAGUUAAAUUUGCCUUAAUGAUUUUUUUAUAGCCAUUUUGGAAAAUCCUUGCAAUUAAAAUGAUUUGAAAUUUUUAUGUUGACAAUUUUUACGCAAGCGAGACGCCAAUGACACAUCAAAAAGGGUUACAUAAUUCUGUCAGUCGAGAUCAGUUUAAUAUAUUUCAGCAGUAUGAGUACUUAACAAGUUUGAAAAUUAAAUUUUUU